CCUCCGGUAUCAAUUUUGUACAUGGAUUUCAUAUGUAACACUCACCCGGACCAAUUAUAACGCCCGGGCCUUAUUUAACGUGACACCGGACAGAUUUUGGAGGUCAAAAGCUAAGUUAUUUUCCCCAUGGUUAAAAUUACGCAAUCAAUUCACUAAAAUUUGCAAAUUUUAUUUUAUUUCGUCGAACUGUUGGUUGAAAGAAACAUAACACUGGUUUUGUAAAAGAACUUCUUUCGAGUAUUUUUGGACAGCUUUUCAUACAGUUUCAUGAGAAAAUGCAAACCGUGGAAAUAGCUCGGCUGAGGCCACCUUUAGAGAAAUAUCAGGAUACAAACCUGUUCCUCCAGUACCUACCCUACUGUGAUAAACUAGACGCGGAAGCCGACGAAUGGCUCAAGGAGAUCAAGGAAAACCUCGGACGUGCUAUUAUGAUCAGUGAGAUGAGACCUGGAGUUGUUAUCUGGAUAACCCGUCUGACCUCCUACAUAAAUCUUCACGGAUAUAAGUUUUCAAAACAGGAACAUAUAGAGUUUAUCCGCGCUAUCUGGAGCCUGCUAACCAAUCCCGGGAUGGAAACCCGUCUCCUGGAUGUAUUUGCUCGUUCGCUCUCCGUCCUACUAUCCAGGAAGGAUCUCCUGUCUCCGGCAGAUCUUCAGCUGGAAUGGAAACCUCUAUACCUUCUCUUAGAGGAUUUAUCUAGUCACAAUGUUUUAAUGAAUUUAAAGGUUUAUCCGCCAGAUUUCGAGAAGAAUCUUAAAACUCUGAUCAAACUCUCCCGGAGUUACUUCCCAGCCUCUGCAACCUCGGAGAUACUGGCGGAAUUCCGUCCUUAUUUCUGUCCUCAUGAUAAUAUAAUGACCCGUGGUAUCUCAUAUUGUUCCCUUUUUCUCCCAACCCUCCACCUGGAGGUUCAGAACGGAGAAAUUAAGCGGAUAGAACCUGCUCCCUUCCUACCUUGGCUUAAUGAGUUUCAGGAGUUCUGGUUCGCCUGCUCUAAUGCUCCGCCCUGGGAAGGAUCAAUGAUUAAUCUGUUAUCUCGUCUAGCAAUGGACAAUAUAGGUUUAAUAGACUGGGGGAAAAUAACUCCGGAUUUGUUUAAUAAGAUAAUGCUAAGUUUUGGAUUACCAGUUUACUAUAAAAGAUUGGGUGUUCCCAUGAAACCGAUCUCUAUAUCUAAGACAACUGCUGCAAGAUGGAUUGUUUUCUCAAUAUCUAAGGAUUCUGAGAUAUUGAAAUAUUUGUCCGUUCUGAUGAAUGCUGUAAACUCUUACUACCAUCCAACCAGUGCUGGUUCCUACUCCGACAAUCUGGUCGAGUUUUUGAACAAACUCAUUUUCUUCUUCAUGACGAGGAUUCGCUCAGAGAGAUUUGAAUUAGUUCAUCCUGUUGACUGGAUCCCUGAGAUCAAUCCUGAGAACAAAAUCACCGAUCUUCAAAUUGAAGAGUUUUGUGAAAUUGUUCUUCCGGCCACUCUGAACCUAGCCUGCUCCAGAAAGUAUGUGGAGGUUGAGCGGAACAAUCUGAAUAUACUGGCGAGUAUUCGUCCUGACCUAGUCAUCCCUCCUCUUCUUAGGAAACUUGAUCUCUCCUUGGAGACCCUGACAGAACCUUUCAAGUUUACAGCAGCAGUUAAAUGUCUAGUUUCAGUUGCUCGAAACCUCGUAAAGAAGGAUCCUCUUCUACCUCAAGGACAAGAUCAGGUUCUCCGGGUACUCUUCUCCGUCCUGCCCGGGAUAGAUUGCAAUGAUAUCAAGAAAACACUCACCGUGUUCCAACUCAUCUCAAUAAUCGCCAGGCUGGUUCCAUUUACAAAUAUGAGCUCUAAGAAGAUAAAGAAUCAACCGGUUUAUUCUUUCAAAACGUUUAUUAUCGAGUUUUUGGAUCGAUGCUUUUCUUUGAUCGAGAACUCGUCCUUGGAGCUUAUUCGGCAGGAGCAGUCCAACGGAGAUACGCAAAUGUCUAACGAGGAGUCUUCCAUCAACACCGGAAUCGUCACAUGUUUCGACAGUAUACUUCAUCAGGCCGACGAGGAUCUAAAAGUUCUCGCUAUGCAGAAACUCAAGGAUUUUCUUCAUGGUCGAAUCCUGGAGCCGAAAGUGGCCGGGAAAAUUGCAAGUGGGAUGUGUCGAACUUGUGCUAAAAUCUCUCCGGUAGAAAUCCUGGCAGCAUUCGUCCCAACUACUUGCACUAUUCUCCGGGAUACCCUGAGAGAAACAGAUCUCAGUACAGAUUUCUAUCUUGGAGACGAGAUUAUGUUCAAUCUACUUCUUCUAUCUGAUCUUGUAAUUGUUCCGGGAUAUUUCAUAAUACCGUAUAUUCCUCAGAUUUCUGAAGUUCUUAAGCUAGGUUUACAAUCCAAGAAUAGAGAAGGACACACUGCUGCUCUGACAGUGUUCCGUCACACCCUUCACUCACUCUCUCAUCCUUGUCUAGCAGAGAGAGGAAGGAUUGUAUCCACCCCGUCUCAGAACCCACGUGAGGACUGGGGUAGACAAGGAAAUCUGGAGAAUUUAGAUGUUAAAUGGUACCUACCCGGAGAGAAGGAGUUCCAUCAAAUCUCAGAACUAGGAACUGCGUUUCUAGGAACACAGGUUGAUCGACUCACUGAGUUUAUUGAGGAUAAAAACCAGAUGGGUAGAGAGGAGGUUCACCAGUCUCUUAAAACUAUUAGUAGUUUUAUCAUAGGUGAUUUCUCCUUCCAACUCCGUGGUGUUGAGAACACACGUAUCCAGCUGGUUGAGUUGAUGGAGAAACUUGUUGCGAAGAUUUUGAAGGAUAGAGCAGAUGAUACUAAGGUUCUCAUCACUAUUGCAACUAUACUCAAGCUUCUGGUCUUCGAGCACACUUGCACAGACGAAGGUCUAGAGAAACACAUGAAGAACUUCCAGCAGUCUAAAUCUAGGUUAGAGCUGAUGAUACUAGGACGAAACAAGGAUAUACGAGCUAUUCUCUUAGAUAGAGUUCUUAUACAACAUGAGAAACGGUUGGUGGAGAAUAUUCUCAACAGUUUAACAGGGACCCAUGUGCGUAUCAUGAACCUACUGUUAGACCUCUCCAUGAGUCACUACAGUAAGGUUCGAACUCAUGGACAGAAUAUCCUGGCCAAGGUCUGCAAAUGGUUCUCCUACUCAUACAAGAUUAUAGUACCUAGAGUUCUCUCUAAAUUACUUCCGGAUCCUGAUAUUUCUCAUGAAGAAUUCAAGGGAGCCCUCUACCUAGUUCUACAGAACCAGCUCCUUGUCAAGCAUAAUUGGGAGCUCCAGGUCGAACUAUGGCCGCUGCUGGUCAGAGCACAGCAUAAUGAGAAACCUUCCAUUACUGCACUUAUUAAAUCUAUUACGGGUUGUGCUGGUAGAUUAGUAAGUGUUCCUCCGAGUCUAUCUGAGGUACAGGAUACUGAGGAUGAGAGUGCAAGGAAGAGUGUGAGUAACCUAGAGCAGUAUCAGCUUCUAACAGAGAAUCUGUGUGGACUGGUUGAAUCCUCAGAUCUCCACUGGAGACAUUACAAUACAGCACUCAGCAUGCUCUGCUCUUUACUCAGACACGAUGUUGAUUUUCCACUUCGAGCUGUCAAGAUUUUCACAAACAAUAUUAUUCAUGAUGACAUUGUAGUUAGAAAGGCUUCUAUCCAUGUUCUGGAUUGUAUCCUACAGAAGACUAAGAGAAAGCAUCCUAAGGUUUCAGUUAGUUUGUCCAAGACUGAAACUGUUCCUCCUUCACUAAACUGUGAUCAUGGCUCGUGUUUAAAAGAAGAUACUAAAAAUAUGUUCAAUGGUACAAAUGGCUGUGAGAUUAUCAAGGAGCUUGGGAUAGAAACCAAAGGCUGUGAGAACGGAGUAGAGAAUUCUGUAAAAACCAUGAAUCAGAACAAGUCAAAUCACAAAUCCGGAAUCCUCAUUCCAGAUUUAAGAGAGAAGUUAACUGGAACGGAUUCUAAUUGUUCUCUUCUGGUUAGACCCGGAGAGAGACAAGACAAUAUAUUUCUACAGUACGGAGACGAGAACAAACCUAACUCUCAGGAGGAGUACGAUGCACCCAGAUUUAUUCAUAAAACAUAUUUGGGGUUCUAUGUUUGGCCGAAGGAGAAUCUAGUCUACGCCCCUAGUUCACAGCAGCCUAACCUUGACCGAACCCUGGAGGAGAUGCCGGACUCAGAGAAAAUAGUUUUCUCUUUAUUCUCAGACAAGGAGAAAGUAAAGAAACUGUUCACGUUCCUCACCCUGGAGCAUAAGAAGGGUCGGGACUCCUUUGAUGUUGAGAGGUUUGGAAUGUUUAAAGCAAUUUUCAGGAACUUUGGAGAUAUGUUCCUUGAAAACUUCAGAACAGAGAUUGAGACUCUUGUUGGAGAUCAUAGAGAGAGUUUCCAGCGUGCUGCUGCUGAACUGUUAGCAUCCAUUAUACGCGGGAGUAAACACUGGCCGUAUCAGAAGAUAGAAAAUAUGUGGUCCUGGAUCCUCCCAGCUAUUAGAACUGCGCUGAACCAUGUGUCUCCGGAGACUCAGAGAGACUGGGGAACAUGUUUUGCAACAAGUAGUGAGAAUAGGGAUCCAAACCGGCUUCAUUGGCUCAUGGAAGUUGCCAUGGAGAAUCCGAUACGUUCUCAAGGUAGCUUCAUUGAUGCAAGUCGUCUCUACAUGCUCCAAGGUGUAGUUGCCCAGCAGCGUUGGAGAGUUGGAAAACUUCUUCAUCGACUUCUAGAGUUUCUUAUUCCCUUCCUUGAUCAUCCGUUCCACAAUGUACGAUCUCGGUUAGGUGCUGUACUCACAAACGUUUUUGCUCUUGAUCUAGAGUUUGGAGAGUUCGGAAAUGCAAGCGUGUCUUCUCCGAUUGAAAAGGAUUUUGUUUUUCAAAUCCUUCCAAGAUUGCAAGUGCUCCAGGAUACUGAAGAGAAGGACGAGAACGCUCUCCGCUUGCUGCAGACCGUCUCCAAGUGGAUCUGCUGCAGUUUGGUUCAAAAUAUUGGACCAAUGAAGAUCCACACGCUUGAGUUUCUACCAAUCCUGCUCCAGUAUGAGUGGUAUGACAGGGAUCCACAGCUUGCUAGGGAUUGUCAGGUUUCACUCUCCUUUCUCAGCCGAUCCCUACUCCCUGUUCCUCUCCUCAAUCCUCUGUGUUCUAUCCUUCAGCAGACGAUAAACUCAGACUCCUGGAGAACUAAGUUGAGUACACUAGACUUCCUUCAAGCAGUUAUAUUCAACAAUUUUAUCCAAAUCUGGAAUAAAGGACCUGAAACUAAGAAUUUAGUUCUAGAUGUUGUUGGAUCAGGACUCAUUGAUGAUCAACUAGAAGUCAGGGUUAAAUCAUCUCAGGUGUUGAGUGGAUUAAUCCAUUGCAAGUUUAUUCCUGAACUAGAAUACAAGACUCUGAUCAACAGAUAUAAACAAUCCGUUGCUGGAGCUGGAACUGUAUCUUCAAGACACGGAGCAGUUUUAGGACUUUGUGCUUUCAUCUCCGCCUUUCCUCAUGAUGUUCCAUCCUUUCUCCCUGACCUCCUCAUAUACAUUGGGAACCUUCUCAGUGAGAGACAACCUAUCUCGGCCACGAUAAAGAAGACGGUUCAGAACUUUAAGAGAACUCAUCAGGAUAACUGGAGCGAGCACAAGGAGAACUUCUCCGAGGACCAGCUCUCAGAGCUCACAAACCUACUCAUCUCCCCCAGUUACUACGCUUAAAGUAUAGUUUUGUGGGAGACGUUGACUAAACAUUCGUAUUAUGCAAAUUAAGUUUAUUUAGUUAAAAGUCAUUAUUUUUCUAUGACGCUAAAUUUGUAUGUUCUACUAUUUUCAAUAAAAUUAAAAAUGUUAGUUUA
Molecule: messenger RNA, 5809 nt
Organism: Eurytemora carolleeae
Lineage: Eukaryota; Metazoa; Arthropoda; Copepoda; Calanoida; Temoridae
Product: proteasome activator complex subunit 4
Exons: 24
Coding region: 276-5672 (1798 amino acids)
Biological process (GO): proteasomal ubiquitin-independent protein catabolic process
Cellular component (GO): nucleus; cytosol
Molecular function (GO): proteasome binding; peptidase activator activity
Source: RefSeq, a predicted model, not a curated record